AUGUCGAGCAAAGCGGCAUUGAAAGCUGUUCGCGCAGCUUUGGAGUCAAAGGAUUUCCAAGAUGCUGCUGAAAAAGCAAAAGCGCUGACCAGACAAGAGCCCCAAAACUACCAUGCACAUGUCUUUCUUGGACUCGCAUGCGAGAAGUUAAACGAUCACGAAGAGUCAGAAAACGCAUAUAUCGCUGCAACUCGCAUUAAGGGUGAUGAUAAGACUGCUUGGCAAGGAUUGCUGUCCCUAUACGACAAACAAGGUGGGAGCAGGCUGGAUUCUUAUCACCAGGUGGUCAUUCAGCUGGGAAUUAUUCUCGCCAACAAUGACGAGCGGGAGCGCUGCCAGGACCUGGUCAAUAAAUACACCAAGUUGACAAAUAGCCAUGGAUCUAAAGCCCAGCGCAAGGCUUCAUUGAUGCUGCAAUUGCCUAAUUCGCCGCUAUACGACUUCCUCGAGGGCAGACUGCCUCAUCCGUCACACACAUACUUGCGCCUGAUUGAAUUGACGGAAAGCGAAGAGAGGGAAUUCAUCAAUCAUCAGAUUGGAGAGCGGAGAACUCGCCUCGGUGCCCGCAUUGACAGGGUCACCCAAGAGGUCAAACGUGAAGCCUUCGAACAGAGCGGCUUGGACCAGCUUUAUCGAGGAAUAAUUGAUUGGACGAAUGAUGAUGAACAACGACGUCAGUACGAAGAAAAACUUUUCCACCGCAUAUAUGAGGAUCUUUGUGUUUCACCGGCAGAGCAAAAGGAAGAAAAGAAGGAGAUCGUGUUCAAGGCCGCCCGGGAUAUGGUGAUCAUCAAGCAUCCAUUUGAGCCUGCCUGGAAGGUCUUUUUGACAUGGCAAGACGUCAAGAACUUCUCUGAUUAUGAUGUCGGACAUUUGCGGGAAUAUAUUGAAUUCUUCCCAGAAUCCGGAAUCUCAAAAAUCCUCAAAGGAUUCCUAUCUAGUGAAUUGUCACCAUUCCCCAAUGACCCUGAAGCGGAAGCCUCAGGUGACAAGGGGGGAAAACAGGAUCCAGCCCUCCAGCCUGAAAUUGAGCAUGAGCAGAACGACGUCAAAGUCGAUAAGCAGACAGCUGCCCAAGAUCGUCUCAUUCUGAUGGUCGAAGGAUUGGAGUCUGCCGGAAACUCCAUUAUUGCCAGCCGUGUCAUGGCAGACCUCUACCUUCACCUCGAAGAAUAUGAAAGUGUGGUCAAUGUUGCACGCAAAGGUCUAGGGAACAUCAAGGAACUGACCAAGCUCUGUGGUGUUCAAAUUCCAAACACAUCUGACGCAUUGAACAUCGCGCUUGCAAAUGCGUUGAUCUAUCACCAAGCGCCUCGGCAUCACCCGGAGGCCAAAAUUAUUUUCGGAAAGAUCCUCGAGAGGUUCCCGCUGUCGUGUACUUGUUUACUUGGUGUUGGUUUGAUUUUGAAGGAAGAUCAGGACUAUGCCCAAGCCGUCGAUUUCUUGCGUCGUGCCCUUGAACGUGAUACCCAAAACCUCACAAUCCGUGGGGAGCUUGCUUGGUGCGAGGCAUUGAAUGGUGAUCUCCAAGCUGGACUCGAUAGACUCCAAGGUGUAUUGGAAGACUCAAAGGAGAUCCAACCCGACAACAGAGAAUUUGCAUCAGAGAUCCUCUACCGUAUUGGCUAUUGUCAAUGGGAGAUUGAUCCGUCCCCAGCUGCGAGAAAAGACCGCAAAGGUGCUUAUAAUAGCCUCUUUGCGUCCAUUCAAGCAAACAUGAACUUUGCACCCGCCUAUACUAUUCUUGGCUUCUACUUUGCCGACUACAAAAAGGACAAAACGAGAGCCCGCCGAUGUUUCCACAAGGCGUUUGAACUGUCAACUUCAGAGAUCGAAGCUGCUGAGCGCCUCGCGAAGGGAUUCGCCGAUUCUCAAGAAUGGGACCUUGUCGAAGCAGUUGCACAGCGAGUCAUUGAAUCCGGUAAAGCUAAGCCUUCCCCUGGAUCCAAGCGCCGAGGGUUCAGCUGGCCAUAUGCUGCACUGGGCACUGUGCAAAUCAAUAAGCAACAGUACAGCAAGAGCAUUGUUUCGUUCCAAGCUGCACUUCGUCUGGCUCCGCAUGAUUAUCAUUCUUGGGUCGGUCUUGCAGAAAGCUAUCACCAUUCUGGAAGAUAUGUUGCUGCCACUAAGGCCUUCGAGUAUGCGAAGACAUUGGAAUCAGAUCUCUCGGAAAAAGAAAAAGAGAAUGUGUGGUUCUCAAGAUACAUGCUGGCAAACGUCCGCCGAGAGCUUGGCGAGUACGAUGAGGCAAUUGCCAGCUAUGACGAUGUCUUGAAUUCCAGACCCGGCGACAUUGGAGUGUCAAUUGCAUUGCUUCAAACCUUGACUGAGAGUUCAGCGAAGAGCCUCGGCCUGGGGUUGUUCAAUGAUUCAGCUGAACUGGCAUGCCGAGCCAUUAAGCUUGCCCAGUCGCUGGUGCAUGUCAAAAAUGAUAUCUUCAACCUGUGGAAGGCUGUCGGUGAUGCCUGCUCUCAUUUCUCACACAUGAAGAGCAAGCUUGUCAAGUUGUCUGCUUCAGACUGCAAGACUCUACUGGCGGUUGAUCUCGACCCCAUCGCUUUUGAUUUGAUGGCCGACAUCGAUGGCGUUGGGAAUGAUUGGCUUCAGGCCAGCGAAGACGAAGAAACUUCUUCAGUCGGCUUCAAUGUCUACGCAGCCAUUCUUGCAUACAAGCGUGCACUCCAUGUUUCAGUCCAAGACUCUCACGCUCAGGCGGUUGCUUGGUAUAAUCUUGGCUGGGCUGAAUUCCUCGCAUACCGUGAAGUGCAACCGGGGCUUGCUCAUAAGGAUAAGAAGUCUCGCAAAUUCUUGAAGGCAGCCAUGCAGUGUUUCAAGAGAGCGAUUGAGCUGGAAGCUGGCAAUGCCGAUUUCUGGAACUCGUUGGGUGUGGUCACUACUACCAUGAGCCCCAAGGUUGCGCAGCAUGCCUUUGUGAGAAGUUUACACCUGAACGAUCGCAAUGCAUCUGUCUGGACCAACCUUGGCGCGCUCUACCUCCUCCACAAUGACAUUCAACUUGCCAACGAUGCUUUCACACGAUCACAGUCAACCGACCCUGACUACGCAUUGGCCUGGGUUGGCCAAGGCUUGCUGGCGCUUCUUGUUGGCGAAACAAAGGAGGCCAAGGGAAUUUUCGAACAUGCCUUCGAGAUUUCAAACUCCUCUGAAAUUCUACCUAAGCGCCAAUUCACUCUCACCCUCUUUGAUCAUCUCCUUGUCAAUCCUUUGGCUUCAAAUGAGGUGUCCGAGCUCAUUCAGCCAUUCUUUGCCCUGCAUCAACUGUGCAGCCAGAACCCAUCUGACUUGCCAUUUGUACAUUUAUCUGCUCUUUUGGCUGAGAGGAUGGGAGAAAGUGCAGAUGCCGAGGCAAGCUUAGAGGCAGUUUGCGCAGGGAUGGAGGCUGAGUAUGAAGAGACCGAAUCCCCCGCAUCUCUCUCAAAGUAUGCGCAGGCGAAUGCCGAUAUGGCUAGAAUUCUGCUCGCUCGCCACGCCUACGAUGAAGCUGCGGAGAAGGCCGAACUCGCGCUCACACUCUCCGGCGAAGAAGACGCAGAGAAAUUCGACCCCCAAGCCUGCCGAAAGCUCCGCUUAUCUGCGCAUUUGACCGCUGGUCUCGCGUUCUACUACACCAAGUCAUGGGACCAAGCUAUUGAUAUGUUCCGCGAUGCCCUUCAAGAAGCAAACAACGCCCCGGAUGUGGUCUGUCUUCUGGCCCAGGUUCUCUGGGCCAAGGGCGGCGAGGAGGACCGAUCUGUUGCCCGCGAGCAAUUGUUCGCAUGUCUCGAGAAUAAUGAAAGCCAUGUUGGGGCAACCCUGCUUUUGGGUGCCAUUUCGAUUCUCGACAAGGACAGCGAGGCAGUUGAAGCAAUCGAGGCAGACCUCAACAGCAUCAUGCAACACGACGACAUCGACAUUCACGAGCGGGCCAAGCUGAUCAAACUUCGGACCACCAUCUCAGCAUUGGGAUUCAAUGCUCAUGCAAAUGUUCCCGAGGAUGCCAGACGGAUCGGCGAGGCCACUUCUGCAAUUAUGCUUUCUCCAGGCCUGCCUGCUGGGUGGCUGGAGCUGUCAAAUGCUUCGCAAGACCCCCAUGCUGCAGAAAUGGCCGUCACGCGCGCACGCCAGAACGUGCCUCCCCACAGCAACCUCGAUGCCACUGAACUUGGCCAGGCAUAUGCACAGAGUGGAAGGACUAGUGAUUCGCUUAGAGCAAUCAUGGUGUCUCCGUGGAUAAGCAAUGGUUGGGAGGAAUUGGACCAUCAUUUGUCUGCCCUCGCUGCAUAA
Molecule: messenger RNA, 4284 nt
Organism: Penicillium salamii
Lineage: Eukaryota; Fungi; Ascomycota; Eurotiomycetes; Eurotiales; Aspergillaceae
Source: the annotation of a GenBank genome assembly